UGCACAUGCGCACAUCGGAACACGUGUGCUCUAGGAGGUAGUCGUGUAGUGAAGAUGGCGGACGGAGAGAUUUCUUCGGCCAAGAAGAAGAAGAAGGAAAAGAGAAUAUCCGAAGAAGAAGUCGGGGUUAUUCAGGAGACUGGCGAUUUUCUCAUUAAACCCGAGUCCAGAGUUGCAAGCCUCGAUACAUCGCAGUGGCCUUUGCUGCUCAAGAACUUCGAUAAACUCAAUAUAAGGACAGCUCACUACACGCCUUUGCCAAAUGGCUCGAACCCUUUGAAGAGGAACAUCCAGGACUAUGUCAGAUCGGGUUUCAUCAACCUGGACAAACCGGCCAACCCGUCGUCACACGAGGUGGUUGCCUGGAUACGGCGCAUCCUGCGCGUGGAGAAGACGGGCCACAGCGGCACCCUGGACCCCAAGGUGACGGGAUGCCUCAUCGUGUGCGUGGACAGGGCCACCCGGCUGGUCAAGUCCCAGCAGAGCGCAGGCAAAGAGUAUGUGGGAAUCGUUCGGCUGCACAAUGCUCUAGAGAGCGAGCACCAACUCGCGCGGGCGCUUGAAACCCUGACGGGGGCACUGUUCCAGCGGCCCCCCCUCAUUGCUGCGGUUAAGCGGCAGCUCAGGGUACGGACCAUCUACGAAAGCAAGCUCAUAGAGUACGACCCCGAGAGGAGACUAGGCAUAUUCUGGGUGAGCUGCGAGGCGGGCACCUACAUCCGCACGCUGUGCGUCCACCUGGGGCUGCUGCUUGGCGUCGGGGGACAGAUGCAGGAGCUGAGGAGGGUGCGCUCCGGAGUGCUGGGGGAGAAGGACAUCCUGGUCACCAUGCAUGACGUGCUGGACGCUCAGUGGCAGUACGAUCACAACAAGGACGAGACGUACCUGAGGAGGGUCAUCCUCCCACUGGAGAAACUACUCACCUCCCACAAGCGACUGGUCAUGAAGGACAGCGCUGUGAACGCCAUCUGCUAUGGCGCUAAAAUCAUGCUGCCGGGGGUCCUGCGGUACGAGGACGGCAUCGAGGUGAACCAGGAGAUCGUCGUGGUCACGACCAAAGGGGAAGCCAUUUGCCUGGCAAUCGCCCUGAUGACGACCGCAGUGAUCUCCACAUGUGACCAUGGCGUGGUGGCCAAAAUCAAGAGGGUCAUCAUGGAGAGAGACACCUACCCCCGCAAAUGGGGCCUGGGGCCCAAGGCCACCCAGAAGAAGAUGAUGAUCCAGAAGGGUCUCCUGGACAAACACGGGAAGCCGAACGACAGCACGCCCUCGGAAUGGAAGCACGGCUACGUGGACUACAGCAUGCUGAAGUCAGUGGCGGUCGACUCGACCGGACCGGUGGGACCGGCGGCCAAGCGGAAGCGCGAGGCCAGCGGCAGCGACGGCGGAUGUCCGGAGGGCGCCUCGCCCCCCAAGGCCGACGGUGAGGCCAAGAAGGAGAAGAAGAAGAAAAAGAAGGACAAGAAGCUGAAGCUGUCGGAGGCAGCGGACGACGAGCCAGAGCCUGAGCCGGCUCCUGAGGCUGAAGAGAGUGCGAAGAAGAAAAAGAAGAAGAAGAAACAGAAGGAUGAGGCGGCGGAGUCUGAGUGAUGACACGGCUUCUGUCUGUGUGAGAGACUGCCAGUGUGUGUGGCGUGUAGAAUGUGGGCGGCCCGUAGCAACAGCGACCCCUAGUGGGGAUCCUGCUCUGCAUACAGCUCAUCAGCCCAACAUGGAGGAAAUCUAUCCCCCCCGCAAUCCCCAAUCCUUCCUGAUGGCCGGAAUGCAUGUCAGUGUUGUUCGAUUCAGGGCUGUGUAAAGUUUUAACCUUUUUAAGAGAUGGAUUAUUAAAUCUGUCAUCUGGCCAGUGGGAGGAGUGGGUUUUUUUUGUACUGUAAAUAUGGCUUGCUGAUAUUAAUCCAGUGUGAAGGCGAAAUUGAGUUGGAAUCCUGAUCACUUCAUUGAGUGACUGACUUUUUUCUUUAUAAAAUGUUUGUGGUCUUGUUUGGGUCCUCAGGUUGUCUUCAAAUUCAAACUGAACUGUACCAUUCCUGUACCAUAUUAAAUCUGUAUUUACUUAAA
This is a messenger RNA of Paramormyrops kingsleyae, 2061 nucleotides long. RefSeq names its product dyskeratosis congenita 1, dyskerin (gene dkc1). Gene Ontology annotation, biological process: box H/ACA sno(s)RNA 3'-end processing; mRNA pseudouridine synthesis; rRNA pseudouridine synthesis. The record is from RefSeq and is a predicted model, not a curated record. NCBI's taxonomy places the organism in Eukaryota, Metazoa, Chordata, Actinopteri, Osteoglossiformes, Mormyridae. Gene Ontology annotation, molecular function: pseudouridine synthase activity; RNA binding. Gene Ontology annotation, cellular component: box H/ACA snoRNP complex.